Messenger RNA from Ctenocephalides felis (cat flea), 1074 nucleotides. Its product is annotated as RWD domain-containing protein 2A-like. Lineage: Eukaryota; Metazoa; Arthropoda; Insecta; Siphonaptera; Pulicidae. Gene Ontology annotation, molecular function: protein binding. Bases 153 to 1034 code for a protein of 293 amino acids. The record is from RefSeq and is a predicted model, not a curated record. The transcript has a single exon.
CAUCAUAUAAAUUAUUUUAAAUUCCAAAUAAACUUAAGUAUUUUAUGAGAAAAUAAUAUAUGUGUACGUACCAUAACUUUUUUUUAUAUUUAUUACUUUGACAGAGGUAUUGUGAAAUUUAUUUUAAUGUUUACACUUGUUUCUAACCUAAGAUGUCAGCAAUAUAUGAAUACAUUAAAGAUAAUAAAGUUAAUAUUAAAGAAUGCCUACAACAACAACUUCUGGACAUAGAAACCCUACAAUCGAUUUACAUGGAACCAGGAGAAUUCGAAAUAAGCGACCAUGGUGUUCAUGCUGAUGUAAACGAAUUCGUAAAUUCAGCAUCUAUAGAUGUACCUAAUCGUUUAGAUUUUUCAUUAAACUUAAAUCUAAAUGGUAAUAAAACAGAAAUAAACUUUAACUUGCCCAAUACUUUUCCCUAUACGAGACCAAGUGUUUACGUAGUUUGCUCAAAGUUGUCCAGAUCAGAAUUGAGUUGUUUGAACGAAGACUUGGAUAAAUUUUUAACAGAAAUAACUGACAAUUACUGUUUAUUCCAAAUAAUUGAAUGGAUUAAAGAAUCCACGCAGACAUAUAUGAAUUCAAAAUCAAAUGACAUUGAAAUCAAUACAGUACAACAACCAAAACAAAAGUCUUAUUGCAGAUUCUGGGUGUAUUCUCACCAUAUAUACAAUAAAUUGAAGCGAAAAGAAAUUCUAAACCUUGCUCAAGCUUUAAACUUAACCGGCUUCUGUUUACCUGGUAAGCCUGGUAUUGUUUGUAUAGAAGGCGAGUUGAGAAAUUGUGAAGAAUGGUGGUCAGCUAUUAAAUCUAUGAAUUGGCAGAAAAUUAAUGUUAUUAAAAGAGAUAUGUUAGAUGAUUAUGAAAAUGAAAGAUACUUUCAUGAUUUUGAAGAAAAAAUAUUCCAAAAAAGCGUUGUCAAAUCAACAGAUAAACAUAUGGAUAUGGGAGAGUUUUUUAAAUUCCUUGAACAGCACAAUUGUGGACAUAUGUUCAAAUACUACUUCGGGUUUGAAGGAAAAUGUGAUAAAUGAUGUGAAUAUAUUUAUUAAAUAGUACAUAGUAUAUAUUGAU